AUGGAAACGCGAAGCAAGCGGGCCCGCAGCGUAGCAGCAGCGCUUCCAACAGACACCAUAUCGAAAAAAAGCAGAACACAUCAGGAUGUUCAAGAAAAAGAUACAGAAGUCACGCUACCCCCAGUACAGUCAGCGUUGAAGCUACACAUGAUACGCCAACCAUACGAUGUCACUACGAACCACCCUCUUCCAACAAUUCAACAUGACUCCGAACUAUUGGUAAAAGUGCAAGCAGUAGGACUCAACCCGAUUGACUGGAAGGCGCCUGACUACAACUUCGGCAUCCCAACCCUACCAUACAUAUCCGGCCGCGAGUUCGCCGGGACAAUAGUAAAAGUACCAAAUGCAACAUCACCUCGCAACAUCAAAGAAGGAGACCUGGUCCUCAUCCCAUCAACAGACUAUCGCGAUCUCCGCAAAGCAGCAUUCCAAGAAUACAGUGUUGCUUCCUCAUUCAACACCAUCCGUCUCCCUCCCAGCAUAUCGCUCAACUCGGGCAGUAUACUAGGCGUAGCAUUUGUAUCCGCCGCCCUCACACUAGGGAUAUGCAUGGGCUUAGACUUCUCCAGCAUAGAAGCCGGACCAGACCUCCUCAACAUUGUACGCAACCUCGAGCCAAACAGUCUCCCGACGGAUAUACGACAAGAGUGCCUGUACGGCAUCAGUGAGAAAGAACGUGUUGGGGCUGGGGACUACCUAGUCAUCUGGGGCGCAAGUUCAGUAUGCGCGAAUGUCACGACGCAGAUAGCGCGUCUUGCGGGUAUCAAGAUAAUCUCCGUCGCCGAUGCAGCGAAACAUGGAUCUCGGUUGUCGUCCACCAAAGCCAUUGUGCCAGACCUGGUUGUUGACUCUCAUGAUCCGCAAAGAGCGAUUCAAGUCAUCAAGGCGAAUACUGGUAGCAGAGGCGCACGCUUUGGGUUUGAUACAAUGGGCAAGGAUACAGCAGGGUAUUUGCUCAACUCUCUUGCCAUCCCUACACCAUCUUCGUUACCGUCUCCUCCUUCCACACCCCUGGAGGCUUCUUCCGCGGGUCAGAAAUCCCAUCUUGUGGGCCUGACUGGUCUGCCAAAAAGUGAUAUACCAAAGGGCGUUGAAAUGCACAGCGUGCCUAUCAAGCUAUAUCAUGAGGUUCCGCAAGUGGGUGAGGCGCUCAGUGCGUGGUGUGAGCGGUUACUAGCCAAGGGCUUGUUGGUACCGCCGGAUGUUGUGGGUACGGUCGAUGGGUUGGGAGGCGUUAAUGCGGGUCUGGAUCGCAUGAGGAGGAGAGAGGUCAGUGGAGGACGACUGGUUGCUGUGCUCAAGUGA
This is a messenger RNA of Alternaria atra, 1305 nucleotides long. RefSeq lists its product as uncharacterized. Bases 1 to 1305 code for a protein of 434 amino acids. NCBI's taxonomy places the organism in Eukaryota, Fungi, Ascomycota, Dothideomycetes, Pleosporales, Pleosporaceae. Gene Ontology annotation, molecular function: oxidoreductase activity, acting on NAD(P)H. The transcript has 2 exons. The record is from RefSeq and is a predicted model, not a curated record.